Molecule: messenger RNA, 2910 nt
Organism: Penaeus chinensis
Lineage: Eukaryota; Metazoa; Arthropoda; Malacostraca; Decapoda; Penaeidae
Exons: 7
Coding region: 29-1723 (564 amino acids)
Source: RefSeq, a predicted model, not a curated record
CUUCCUUUCGAUGUGACUCGCGAGCGAAAUGCAGCCUCCUCAUUUGGCCCAAUUUCCUCCCCUGCACACGGGGAGAAGCUUUAUUUGCUACCGGGACGUAAAUAAGGCCAUCGAGAAGCACAGGGAGCUGUAUGGACUUCGUCUGGUGUUGAAAAGGGCGGUGAAGCUGGAGAAUUACUGCCUCACUGUGGACCAGAUGCGGGACCUGAAUUUUCGCUUGAAAUAUGGCGAGUUAGUUUAUCAGUGUUCUGUCGACAACGGACGUCCAGGGCGACCAGGCAACGACGAGCGGUGUCCACGUUUGGUGCGUCUGCGGUUGAGUCCUGAUGCACGUACAUUGGUGGUUUAUGACACACAUACCCAUGAGCCCCCAAAAUCCCCAGGACAGUUCCAGAGUUUAUCUCCACCAUGUCCAAUCCCAGAACCUGCACCGGCAUUAUCAGAAGGAGUGGAAUCAUCCCCUCCAUCAGGACAGCAGCCUUCUCCGUCCACACCUCGACUACCUUUGCCGAAUUCUCAGCGCGUUACCACCACUCCGGAAAGGAACCAGACGCCAACAUCAGCACAUGGGUAUGAGAAGAUAACAGUCAAGCUAAAAAAGUCUCAGUUCUCUCCCAAUGAGAUGGUCGUUGUGGGCAGUGCAAGGGAUGCUCAGGAACAGUUUGAACUAAGAAACUCGCCAGAGAAAAUGACCACUACUCCUAGUGCCCCGGCUCCAAAGGUCAUAGAAAAGGCUGCAGUAAAACCAGUCCAAAAACAACUCACUCAAAAAACCAUCGAUUUUUAUUCAACUCCAAAGGCCGAAAAACUACCUGUCAAGCCCGUGGAAAAGUUUAUCGCAAAAAGUGCCGAGAAGGCGGUGACAAAGCCGCCCGAAAAAGUCACAAAACCUGCAGAGAAGGUUGCUGUAAAACCUCCAGAGAAAAUAAGUUCAAAAUCCACUGAGAGAGCGGUAGGCAGGCCGAGUGAAAGGGUUGCGGGAAGACCUGCCGACAAGGGAAACAGCAGGCAGACUGAGCGAUGUGUAGGCAGGCCUCCAGUGAGGGUACCCCAGCGCACAAAUGAAAGAGGAAACGUCAGAAGUUCUGGAACGGUGUCAAGUACUUCAGGAAAUGUAGUCGGCUCUUAUCCAAAGGCUAAUGGUGUCGGUCGGCCACCACUGGGCAUCAACAAGAAAGUUCACAAAGGAAAACGAACAAAAUCUGCCGAACCAAGCCUGGAUUUAACAUCACUCGCACCUCUGGACACAGAACUGGGAUUCAGUGAAAAGCAGCAACUUGCCCACGGGGUCUUACUUCGGUUACUGAGGAUUACCAGCCAGUUACCCAUGAUUGAGUUUACGCAUGCCUUGGAGACUCUUGAAAUGCUGACUGAUGCGUUUAAGCUGGAACAACGUGUUAAUUUGACCAUUAAUCAUGACCAUGAGGAAGAAACUAAUGGUGACUACCUUGAAGAAAUGUACGAGGACAGGGACAUGGAAACCGAGGACUAUAAUCAUCAUUUUUCCGAUAAUGAAAAUGGAGUGAGCUCUACAACAAGCGAGCAUCAGGUAGCCAUCGCGCAGCUGGAUGGACAGGGAGAUGGAGUCGAUGAGACUAGCAUUUCGGAGGAAGUGGAGUCCAGAGAAUCACUGAAGAGAGCGGUUGUUGGUGAUGUAGUGUGUAAGGAAGGAGAUGCUGAAUAUAUUGGUCAGUCUUGCAAAGUACCUAGACUAUCUAUGUGAAUUUAGUCACGUAAGUAGUUCCAGGAGUGACUUUAGAUGAAACUUGAUUUUAGUCUUGAAAUCUGUCUCACAUAAAACUGAAAUGCAUUUUUAUUUCAAGGUAAAAAAAUGCAGAUCUAAUUUAAAAGUUUGGCAAUAAGAACCAUACAAAUGUUGGUGUUACUUUUUAUCAUCAUCAUUAUCAUAUCAUCAAUAUCAUCAUCAUUUGUCAUUUCCAUUGUAACAUCUUCAUAAUUGAUAUGAUCUUUAUUACGGAUAAUAACAUUUUCAUCUUCAUUAUUAUCAUUUCCAUCUUACAGUCAUCAUCAUUGGCAUUAUAGUUAUGAUUGAGGUAAUUAAUAUUAAUUAUAAUAUAAUAAUUGAUGAUAACAUAAGGUAUCAUUGCCAUCAUCAUUAUCAUCAUCAUCAUCAUCAUCAUCAUCAUCAUCAUCAUCAUCAUCAUCAUCAUCAUCAUCAUCAUCAUCAUCAUCAUCAUCAUCAUCAUCAUCAUCAUCACCAUCAUUGAUAUUCACAUAAUAGUAACUAGUACCAUUAUUUUUACAUAUUAAACAGUUUUGAAAAUCUGAACUGUUUUACAAGAAGAUGAUAUAUAAUAUAGAGCUUUUAAUUAAAAUACAAACACCGAUGGUAACCAUAAACUAGCAUAAUCAAUAAGAUUGUGUCUCUUAAAUGAAGUAUUUAAACUAAAACUUUUCAGGAAGGAGAGUACACAGUCAGCAAUAAUUUUUGAUAUAGCUGAAAGUCAUGGCCCAGUGCCAGUCCUCUGUGCUAAAAAUAGGUCAUCAAUGUAACUGAAACAGAGCCUCAGCAGUGGUCAUGAAAGUCUAUGCAGCCUUUUUUCCCCACAUUUGUAAUUGAUAUACACAGUUUUGUUGCUAUAUUUGUUAUGUCAGUUUUUAGGUAAUCAGAAUGUAUAUUCAUUGAUUGAACUAUUUUAGGUGUUUUUUUUACUCCGUGCAGUAUGCAUCUUCGUUUUUGCUGGAGACUGUAUGCAGGUUGAAUUGAGUAUUCUUCUUUUGAACAAAUGAUGUUACGCAAAGUGGCAACUUUCUUAUUUUCUUUUUAGUCAUAUUGACAGCUUGACAGCUUUUAAUUUACACACACACACACACACACACACACACACACACACACACACACACACACACACACACACACACACACACACACACACACACAUACACACA